Pyrus x bretschneideri (Chinese white pear) is the source of this 1170-nucleotide messenger RNA. RefSeq lists its product as uncharacterized. The record is from RefSeq and is a predicted model, not a curated record. The transcript has 9 exons. NCBI's taxonomy places the organism in Eukaryota, Viridiplantae, Streptophyta, Magnoliopsida, Rosales, Rosaceae. Bases 102 to 797 code for a protein of 231 amino acids.
UAACCGGUCCAAUUUCCUCCAACCCAAAUAUAACCCGACCCGACCUUUGCAGUUCCCCAACUGUAUUAACCGACUUGGUGAAAUCUGAACCCGCCAAAACAAUGGCGGGAGUAGUGUGUUACGGUUGCACUACAACUGCAACUCCACGGCUUCCUCCGCUCCUGCAGUCGAAGGGAAUCCGCGGCAUCCGGUGCUCCUCCGCCGCACCGGAUAACAACAGAAACAACAACAGCAACAAGAGAGAAACCCCGCAGGUUUUGAAAAUUGCUGUGAGCGGAGUCACUGAGCUGCUCAGGCUCUUCUCCUUCUCCAACAAAGCAUCCAGAUUGAAUGGAGUGAGUGACAAAGAAAGCGAAGAGUUUUCAGUUUCCGGCAUUGAUGAUGUUGUAACGAUUCUCAAAUCUGAUUUCGAGAAUGCGUAUUUUGUAACAGGGAUUUUCACUUCUGCAAUUUAUACUGAAGAUUGUGUCUUUGAAGAUCCAACUAUUAAAUUUCGAGGUAAGGACUUGUAUUCUCGCAACUUGAAAUUGCUUGUUCCUUUCUUUGACUCUCCGUCAAUUGGAUUAGAAAAGAUCGAGCAGGGUAUCGAUGCUGAAGCAAAUUUUGUGCUAGCAACAUGGAAGCUCAGGACAUACCUAAAACUUCCAUGGAGGCCUCUCAUUUGCAUCGAUGGAAGUACGGUCUAUGACUUAGACGAUAAGUUUAAAAUUGUAAGGCACGCUGAAAGUUGGAAUGUCUCUGCAAUUGAGGCAAUUGGCCAGCUGUUCACGCCUACCUAUGGAAGAUCCAAUGACUGAACACGUUGUCGACAUUCGAUUCUGUAGUUCUGAAUUGGCAGACACCAACAUUGUUUGAAGCCCUAUAUCUCGGCGAAACUUAAUAGUAUGAUUAGAUUCUUAGUCUUUUGAUAGUAUUAGACCUUACUUUUACUUGGUACAUAUUGUUUUUGGUAUUUCUUUGACUUGUCCCCCAAUGGAAUGACGUAGGGGGAUCCAUGUAAACAUAGUACCUAUUUAUGCACUCGAACGGCCCCUAUCUUGUUCUGUAUGUGGACUUUUGUAGAAGCAGAAGUUUACAGUUGCGUAUUAUUUACAUCAACCGAAAUUCUGUCUAGUUUUGUAUAGACCUUUCUAAUGCUAAUAUAUACUGGAUGACAUGUGAUUUGGUUGC